Messenger RNA from Mizuhopecten yessoensis (Yesso scallop), 1251 nucleotides. RefSeq lists its product as uncharacterized. The transcript has a single exon. The coding region runs from base 1 to 1251 and encodes 416 amino acids. NCBI's taxonomy places the organism in Eukaryota, Metazoa, Mollusca, Bivalvia, Pectinida, Pectinidae. The record is from RefSeq and is a predicted model, not a curated record.
AUGAUACAGAACCAGGAAAUUGCACUGCAGAGCAUCUCCGGCCUGCGUCAAAAGGUCGAUAAACGACUUGACAAACUUCAGAAAUACAUCACCGACGAGAUGAUUACAUUGUUCAAAAAAGAGAAAAGAGACAUGGAGGCAUCAUCACGGCAGUGCGAACGCCUGAUGAACGGGAUGAAAAAUACCCUGAAGUCGUCCAUUAACGCCGUAAAGCAAAACGACAACAUUGAGACGAUAGUGUUGUAUCAGAGAGGGCAGUCAGAAGUAGAGUCGUGUAGGACUCUGGUCACUAUGUUGUGUAAGUCAUUUACAUCCCUCAGCAUCGAGCAUCAAAUUGUUCCCGGACAUGAUAUCAUUGGUGAUAACGCGAUGGGAAAGAUCGUCGUCGGAAAACAACCACGAUGCAUCCCUUGGAGCCAUAUCGAUUUAGCAAACCCCAUGUCAGAACGACGUGUGAAAGAAAUCGGAAAAUUUAACAUCAAGUCCCCGUCAGAUAAACAGAAUAGCUAUGCCCGUGGCGUUAUGUGUAUGCCGAGUGCACAGAUAGUAGUAAGUGAUUUCUACAACAAAAAACUGAAGUUAUUUACAGACAAAGGACAGUACCUGAACGAGGUGAUUGUUCGUGGAAAUCCCUUGGAUAUGUGUCUGGUAAACAAAAACACGAUAGCGGUUGCCGUCAGCAGUCCUGGCUGUGUUCAUCUCAUGAAAGUCAAGGCCUCAAAACUCUCCCUGACAUCUGCGAUCAAUGUGUCAAAUGGUAAAAACUGUUAUGGUAUAACACAUACAGACGGGAGGUUGGUCGUGGGUACAGGCGAGGGAGAAGUAUACAGUGUGACACAGAACGGAGCAGCCGACUUGUUAUACAGAUAUAACAACACAUGUCGGUCCCUCACUCAUGAUAUCAAAAAGGGAGACACACUUGUCAGUGUCAAUAACACCAACCCGGGGGACGUCGCGGUAUCUAGACUUUCGGCUGACAAACGUCGUACGGAUGUGGCGAAAGUCGGUGUCGUGAGGGAAGCUAGAGGAAUAGACGUGGACAGAGAGGGUAACAUCUACGUGUGUGGUGGGGAAUCAAACAACAUCGUACAGAUGUCAGGAGACGGAACACACGUCAGAGAGCUGCUGACGUCAUCAGAUGGAAUAACAUAUCCACGGGCAAUAGCUGUUUGUGGUGACACAUUUGUAGUAGCUAAUACUAGUAUUACAGACGACGAGAGGGACUAUAUCCGUAUCUUUCAGUUAGUGUAA